This is a messenger RNA of Xylaria bambusicola, 1587 nucleotides long. Its product is annotated as DEAD-domain-containing protein. Gene Ontology annotation, molecular function: mRNA binding; ATP binding; RNA helicase activity. Gene Ontology annotation, biological process: P-body assembly; cytoplasmic stress granule assembly. Bases 1 to 1587 code for a protein of 528 amino acids. The transcript is spliced from 2 exons. Lineage: Eukaryota; Fungi; Ascomycota; Sordariomycetes; Xylariales; Xylariaceae. The record is from RefSeq and is a predicted model, not a curated record. Gene Ontology annotation, cellular component: P-body; cytoplasmic stress granule.
AUGACCGACUCCAUAACUGCAAAGCUACAAGCUUCAACACUCAACGAUGCUGCAGAUAACAGCGACUGGAAAAAGAGCUUGAAUAUCCCUGUCCGUGAUGGCAGACAGCAAACGGAGGACGUAACAAACACCAAAGGUCUGGAAUGGGAGGAUUUUUCGCUUAGGCGAGACCUUCUGAUGGGCAUUUUUGAAGCCGGCUACGAAAAGCCCUCGCCAAUUCAAGAAGAGGCCAUUCCCGUAGCCCUAACAGGCAGAGAUAUAUUGGCUCGAGCCAAAAAUGGCACCGGCAAGACCGCCGCUUUUGUGGUACCGACUUUGGAACGUAUCAACCCAAAAGUCAACAAGAUUCAAUGCCUGAUAUUAGUCCCGACCCGAGAAUUAGCCAUGCAAACAUCCCAGGUCUGUAAAACUCUUGGGAAACACCUUGGGGUCAACGUCAUGGUAACCACUGGCGGUACAACACUUCGCGAUGAUAUUGUCCGUUUGCAGGAUGCUGUCCACAUAGUGGUGGGCACUCCCGGCCGUAUCCUCGACUUGGCCGGGAAGGGAGUUGCGGACUUGAGUGAAUGUCCCAUGUUUAUCAUGGAUGAAGCGGAUAAGCUAUUGUCAAUUGAGUUCACUCCUGUCAUUGAACAGCUACUACAAUUUCAUCCCAAGGACCGCCAAGUUAUGUUAUUUUCCGCCACUUUCCCUUUGUCUGUCAAGGACUUUUCGGAUAAGAAUAUGUCGAAGCCGUAUGAGAUCAAUCUAAUGGACGAACUGACCCUCCGUGGUAUUACCCAAUACUACGCUUUUGUGGAAGAGAAAUCGAAAGUCCACUGCCUAAAUACGCUGUUCUCCAAGCUUCAGAUUAACCAGUCGAUCAUCUUCUGCAACUCUACGAACCGUGUCGAACUGCUUGCGAAGAAAAUCACGGAGCUAGGCUAUUCGUGCUUUUACAGCCAUGCCAAGAUGGCCCAGCACGCUCGGAACCGCGUUUUUCACGAUUUCCGCAAUGGCGUUUGCCGCAAUUUGGUCUGCUCAGAUCUACUCACCCGCGGCAUUGAUAUCCAAGCCGUAAACGUCGUCAUCAACUUCGAUUUCCCCAAGAAUGCCGAAACAUACCUGCAUCGUAUUGGACGCUCUGGCCGAUAUGGUCAUCUCGGUCUGGCAAUCAACCUAAUAAACUGGGAGGACCGAUAUAAUCUGUAUAAUAUUGAAAAAGAUCUGGGCACAGAGAUUCAACCCAUUCCACCCACCAUUGACAAGGCCUUGUACGUUUACGAAAACCCAGAGAACAUCCCUCGCCCAGUGAACACAUAUGGCCCGAAACAGCCUCCAGCCAAUAAAAUCCAACACGGCGAGACUUCGACACAGACUGCUCAACAAAACACCCCCAACCCGCCUCAAGGAAGAGGGCAGGGUGAAUUUCGGCAGCAGUCUAACCGUGGGGGUCGGUUCGAUCGAUAUGACGAUUCCGUGCCACCCCGUCAAUAUCAAAACAAUCGGGGCGGCAAUCGGGGCGGCCGUGGCCGUGGUCGAGGCUUCCAGCACUUUAGCGGUCGCGGUGGCGGUCGUGGUCAGCCCCAACCUCCACAGCAAGCCUAG